Messenger RNA from Castor canadensis (American beaver), 2799 nucleotides. RefSeq names its product dishevelled binding antagonist of beta catenin 2 (gene Dact2). Gene Ontology annotation, cellular component: cytoplasm. The record is from RefSeq and is a predicted model, not a curated record. Gene Ontology annotation, biological process: negative regulation of nodal signaling pathway. NCBI's taxonomy places the organism in Eukaryota, Metazoa, Chordata, Mammalia, Rodentia, Castoridae.
AUGUGGGCGCCGGGCGGCCCCGGGCCUGCGGGCUGGGACCGCCGCAGGGUGGGCGCGCGGCUGCGCGCGGCGCUGGCCGGGCUGCAUGAGCUGCAGGGCUUGCGCGCCACGCAGCAGGCGCGCGUGCGGGGCGCCCUGGCAUGCAGCCCCCGCCCGGGCCCGCCGAGCCCCGGUCCCCGCGGCCACGAGCUGCGGCUGGAGGCGACGCUGGCCGCGCUGCAGGAGCAGCUGUCACGGUUAAGACGACAGGAUGCUGGCCUGAAGACACACUUGGACCAGCUGGACCAGCAGAUAAGCGAGCUGCAGCUGGAUGUGUGCAGGUCAUCCUCUGAGGCCCCGGACAGUGACAGCAGACCCAGCUCAGGCUUCUAUGAGCUGAGUGACAUGGGUUCCUGCUCCCUGUCCACCUCCUGCGCCUCUGUGUGCAGUGACCGCCUUUCCCCCUCGCUGGGCAGUUGGCUGCCUGCCUUCCAGCCCUCUAAGGCCAGGCCUGGCAUGGGAGAUUGGCGACCCCGAUCUGCUGAUGAGACCACUGUGCCGACUUGGAGACCCCAGCCCAAUGAACAGCGCACCAGGCCCCUGGACAGUGCUGAGGAUGUAGGCCAACCAUGGGACAUGUUCCGGCCCAGGCCAGUGUCUACAGGUGACCUUGAGAAAGUCCUCCCAGCUGACCUGGGACUCCAGACAGCCAGCACAGAUACCAUGUCCUCCUCCUUCCUCUGCCAGGGGACAGACAUCCCACACCACUCGCUGGACCCCAAGUACCAACGUGACCUGGUGGCCAGAGGUGGCCAGGAGGUGUACCUGUACCCCAGUCCCUUGCAUGCAGUAGCCCUGCAGAGCCCCCUUUUUGCUGUAACUAAGGAGACCCCACAACUCAGCAGCCACUCACCCCCCAGGACACCCCCUUUGGGCUCCAGGGAUCUGAACAGGACCCAAGCUGGGCCAGUCCGUGAGUUAGGCCCAGCUGGAGCAUACAUCGACAGGCUUCUGCAUCUGCGGAGCCAAACCCCCCAGAGGGGCAUCAUUGGGGAGCAAGGACCCCCAAGAUACGGUUCAUCCUCCUCCCCACAGAAGCUGGGCAACCAGAGGUCAGGUGGUGGAAAUCAACCUGACAAGCUGGUCUGUGCCCCAGGGAUAGCUGGGGGAGGGUCAGCUCAGAGCAGGGUUGCCAGUGGGGACAGCUUCCAGCAGCAGGGACCUGUACCCCUCGACACCCAGACCCCAAGCAUCAACCCAGAAGAGGGACCCAAGCCCUGGAAUCACUAUAUCCAUGGGGACAUCACUGUGGGCCUCUCUCCUUGCCCCCAAACCCAGCAGCCCCACAGUGACCACGGCCAAGACCAACUCCUGUCUCCUUCCAGGACAGUGGACAGUGAGAGCCCCUCUCUGGCCCCAGGGCUCUUUGCCUACCCACCCUGCACCACUGGUGAGGUGUCCCCAGUGAGGCUGAAGAUAGGUUCCCCUCAGAGCAAGGCCGUGAAGAUCAGGAGAAGGGCCAGUGACAAGGUGCUGAGGUUUGGGAAACAGCCAGCACCACUGCCCGAUAGAUACCGGGGCACUUACGCUGCUCCCCAGCUGCCCCUGGAGUGGGACCUCUCAUACAGGCCCCAGGGAGGCGGGCUCGGGAGGAGGCCCACCCUGGCCAGGGACGCUCCUGGGAGGUCCUGCUCUGAAUCCACCCUCUACCCUGUGCCGUUCUUUGUCCCCCUGGUAGUGUCCCGGGGGGAGAGUUGCCAGGCUUCCUCCCAAGCCCUGUUCCCUGUGGAAGCAGCCCCCCUCAGUGCAGGGACCAGGAGAAAACAGCGCAAGUGGCAGUCCACUGUGGAAAUCUCAGCCAGGGCCCUCGCGGCCAGUUAUCCUGAACCCCACCUGGCCCCCAGGCGCACAGCUAGGAGAGAAAGUGGCCCCCAGGUCCGGGGCAGGCCCCUGCUGGCUCGUCAGGAUGCCUGUGCCAAGAGUGAGUCGGACCCCUCUGAGCAUUCAGCCGAGUGUGCCUCACUCUUCCACUCUACCAUCGCUGAGACCAGCGAGGAAGAGGCCAGUGACCACACUGCCAACCGCUUUGGGGACCAAGAGUCCAGCCCUAGUGACUCAGAGGGCUAUAUCCAGAGCAGCGGUGGCAGCCUAGCAAUGGAUGGUGCAGAGGCUGGGCCAGGGAAGCUGAACAAGCCUCGGGUGGCCCCCCACAGGGCCCCGGGAGGCACAAGGUUACCUCUGCCCCCCAUGCCCAAACUGUGCCGCAUCAAGGCAUCCAAGGCCCUGAAGAGGAAAAUCCGCAGGUUCCAGCCCACGGCACUGAAGGUCAUGACCAUGGUGUGAGAAGCACUGACCAGGGUGUGACUGUGCUGUCCACCAGACAAGCCCAGAGCCCCAAGAGGCAGCAGGGCCCUUCCAGGCCAUGAGUUGAGCAGACUGGGUUUUGUCAAGUGCCACUCUGCUUUAGCUUCUGCAGUCACCCUGGGAGGAAUCCCCCAGCAGGCUCCAGCCCUGGACCUCAUCUUGAGUUCUGUGGGGUGGUGUUCCCUCCCAGCAGAGAGUCACAGACAACUGUGACAGCAUUUUACAAACCACCUUGACUGCCAGUGCUUCCCACAUCUGUCCAGUGAUCCUAGCCCUAGCUUUCGUCCUUGUUACACUUUGGCUGGGGAGAGGGGGGCAGAUGGAUACUCCGUUCCAAAUCUUUAAGCUGUCCCUCCCAGAAACAUUCUCUUGGAGACACUGGGCCUGCGUGCUAGAAACUGGACUGAACGCCAUGCUAAACUCACAACGUGAAUAAACACUAAUUAUGCCAUUAGC